This is a messenger RNA of Cuscuta epithymum, 3763 nucleotides long. The record is from the annotation of a GenBank genome assembly. NCBI's taxonomy places the organism in Eukaryota, Viridiplantae, Streptophyta, Magnoliopsida, Solanales, Convolvulaceae.
CUCACUUAACCCGCCACCCAUACGCAUACACCGGAGUCUCAAGGGAAGAACGUUCAUUUGGAGUCUGGCUGGGCGUGGAAGGGCACGUAGCUGCGGACAAGUCGUGGGUUUAGUAAGUCCGCCGCGCCUCUUCCCCAGAUGUUCAUAUCGGCAUAGGCGGGGCGCCAGUUUCUUGGGCUUGAGUGGCAGAGAGUUCGUAGGAAUUAACAUCAUCUUUGAUUGGAGUGAAGAAAUGUACGACGUUGAGUUCGUGAGGUUUUGAUUGGGACUGGAGGUGGUAAGGGACUAGGGAGGACAUCCUUAAGAUUGGCUGAGAGAAGUUCCUUCUAGGGAGUGGCUUAUCUAUCGUUAGCACUCAAUUUGAAGUGAGGACAUCUGAAAGUUUUAUUGGGGAGUGAAAAGGCAUGAACUUGGAAAUUGUAUAGGGAACAAGAAACCCAAGAUGAUUGCUGAGAAACCCGGUUGGAUUAGGCAUGAAGGCAUGCAAAUUUUCUCCAUUGAUAUUCAGCCUGGUGGCCUCAGGUUUGCCACAGGUGGUGGUGAUCAUAAGGUUCGUAUAUGGAACAUGAAAUGUGUUGGGAGGGAACCAGAGAUAGAUGAAUCUAUCCCGAAACUUCUUGCCACUCUGCGUGACCAUUUUGGGUCAGUCAACUGUGUUAGGUGGGCCAAGCAUGGAAGGUAUGUCGCUUCGGGGUCUGAUGAUCAGGUAAUCCUCAUACAUGAGAGGAAACCUGGUUCGGGGACCAGUGAGUUUGGUAGUGGAGAGCCACCCGAUGUUGAGAAUUGGAAAGUUGCCAUGACAUUAAGAGGACACACUGCAGAUGUGGUCGAUCUUAAUUGGUCUCCAGAUGACUCUACAUUGGCCAGUGGAAGCCUGGACAACACAAUUCAUAUAUGGAAUAUGUCGAAUGGAAUCUGCACUGCUGUUCUUAGGGGGCAUUCUAGUCUUGUUAAAGGUGUUGCGUGGGAUCCCAUUGGUUCCUUCAUUGCAAGUCAGUCAGACGACAAGACUGUCGUUAUUUGGCGAACUAAUGACUGGAGCCUUGCUCAUAAAACUGAAGGUCACUGGGCAAAAUCACUUGGAUCUACCUUCUUUAGGCGGCUUGGGUGGUCUCCAUGUGGCCAUUUUAUAACUACAACUCACGGUUUUCAAAAGCCUCGACAUUCUGCCCCUGUUCUAGAAAGGGGGGAAUGGUCUGCAACUUUUGACUUCUUAGGACACAAUGCUCCUAUUAUCGUAGUGAAAUUCAACCACUCUAUGUUUCGGAAGAGUGCCUCUAGUGCUCAGGAAAUGAAAAGUGCAUCUACUGGGUGGUCAAAUGGUUCUUUAAAGUCUGGAGGGAAAAAAUCCCAACCAUACAAUGUUAUUGCCAUAGGAAGUCAGGACCGGACCAUAACUGUGUGGACUACGGCUAGCCCUCGCCCUCUUUUUGUUGCCAAACAUUUCUUUUCUCAAAGUGUUGUGGAUUUAUCUUGGAGCCCUGAUGGAUAUUCCUUGUUUGCAUGUUCUUUGGACGGAUCAGUAGCUACCUUCCACUUUGAUGCAAAUGAACUGGGUAGUAAGCUAUCAGAUGCUGAACUUGAAGAGUUAAAAAAGAGCCGAUAUGGUGAUGUCAGAGGUCGACAGGCAAACUUAGCAGAAAGUCCUGCUCAGUUGUUGCUCGAAGCAGCAUCUGUGAAGCAAACACCCAUUAAAAAAACUUCGGACAAUAUAUCUGCACCUAAUCAAUUAUCUUCAAAAGAUUCUGUUGCUGCAGCAAUUAAGGGUGUUCCCAAAUCUCAAGCUGAUAAUAAUGUGAAGAAGAUGGAACGAGUUAACAGUGAUGGUCCAAACAAAGUAGCUUCGUCCACUACCCACUUGCCAAGUGCCGUGAAACAAAGGGAAUAUAGACGGCCAGAUGGCAGAAAGAGGAUAAUCCCAGAAGCAGUUGGGGUGCCUAUGCAGCAAGAAAACAUAACUACUUCCGAACUCCCAACCAAAUCUUUAGAUGAUGAGAGAGUAACUAUUCAUAACGAUGCUGGUGGUUCCAGAGAGGGGCCUGCCAGGAAAGUUGUGGGCGGGACUGCUGGCCUAAAGGAGAGAUCAGGUGUAACUGCUAGAGCUACUGUGAGCGACAGCCUAGUCAUUGAAAGGGCCCCACAUUCUUCAGGUAAAGAUGGUACUCUUUGUAUAGUAGAACAGAUGGGGGCUGUUAAGGACACAUGUUUUUUGGCUGCGAGUGGUGGUACUCUUUCGGUUAGGGUUUUCGAUAAGAAAGAAGGGGAAGAUGUGAUUCCGUUUUGCUUGGAGGCUCGCUCCAAUGAACAUACUGUCAAUGAUGUUCUAGGUGUGGGGAAUACCUUUGUGAUGAAAGAUACUGAACUGACUUGCACAAAGGGUAUGCAAGUUUUUUGGUCUGAUAAGAUUUCUGGGCAAGUUACUGUUUUAGCUGGAAAUGCCAACUUGUGGGCUGUAGGCUGUGAUGAUGGCUCUGUUCAGAUAUAUACCAAGUGCGGGAGACGUGCAAUGCCAACAAUGAUGCUGGGUUCUGGUGCAGUAUUUAUUGAUUGUGAUGAGUCCUGGAAGUUGUUACUUGUUACAAGGAAGGGAUCAUUGUACCUUUGGGAUUUGUUCACCAGAAAGUGUCUCCUUAAUGAUUCAUUGGCUUCUUUGGUGACUUCAGAUUCAUCCAAUUCAAACACAAACACAAUCAAAGUAAUUUCAGUGAAGAUAUCAAAAUCAGGGUCUCCUUUAGCAGUUUUGGCAACACGACAUGCGUAUCUCUUUGAUAUGAGCCUCAUGUGCUGGCUGAGGGUUGCCGAUGAUUGUUUUCCUGCAUCAAAUUUUGCAAGCUCCUGGAAUUUGGGUUCCUUCCAUGGUGGUGAGCUGGCUGCUUUGCAAGUAGAUGUCAGGAAGUUCCUGGCCAGAAAACCGGGUUGGAGCAGAGUGACAGAUGAUGGAACACAGACACGAGCUCAUUUGGAGGCUCAGCUGGCUUCCGCUCUUGCUUUGGAAUCCUCAAACGAAUAUCGUCAAUGCCUUCUCUCUUAUGUUCGCUUUCUGACAAGAGAGGCAGAUGAAUCUAGAUUGCGAGAAGUUUGUGAGAGCUUUCUUGGGCCUCCAACUGGAAUGGCCGAGGCCUUAUCAUCCCAUACAGAUAAACCUGCCUGGGAACCCAGUGUCCUCGGUAUGAAAAAGCACAAGCUCCUGAGAGAAGAUAUACUUCCUGCAAUGGCAUCCAACCGGAAAGUGCAGCGGCUGCUUCAUGAGUUUAUGGAACUUCUUUCUGAGUAUGAUUUCAGUGAAGUGAACGAUAAUGAUGCAACUGCAAAACCGGUUCCACAUGAGGAUAGAAUGGACACUGAUCCACCCGGAGCAGAAGCAGGGAACGGGCUGUCUCCCUCCCUCAAUCAAGAGAACAUUAAAUCCUCUUCAUCAGCAGCGGGAGAUGGAGUCCGAAGCAACGAGAUGAGUUUGGAUCCGCCGCCUUGUCCUGAUCAGUUGAAUGCAUGCCCACCCCCAAAUGAUAUACGCUCAUGAUCUCUUUCUUUUGUUCAUGUGACAAUGUAAUUUUAUUUUUGUUUUUGAUUUUUUACUAUUAGCUGUAACUAUAUAGAGACAUAGAGUAGGAAAAGGGUUCAUCGGAAUUUUGAUGUAAAGAGCUUUUGUAUCAUCUCUUUCCUGCCUUUUUUUUAUGAAAACUUAAUAUUCAAAUCAUAGUUGAUACACCAACUGAAUCAAUAUUCAUCACAUUAUACAUGGGAUGAAAUCGGUGAAAACAAU